AUGUUGACAUUCGUCCACAGAGAUGGUCUCAGCAUGUAUCAGGUUGAGGAUCUAGAAUCCUUGGGUUAUCCCAAGCCUAAACAUUAUGGCAUGAUUUUGGUAAAUACCUUUGAAGAGCCUUUCGGCAAUAGAUGUGGUGAAGGUGUCUGGAGAAAACUAAGUGAAACAACUUCAGACAUAUUAAAGAGAAAUGUUGUUGCACUUGCUUCAUUCCGUGGAAAGGAAAGGUUUUUUGCAUGCACGGGUCUGUUUAUUGAAUGGAAUGGGCGUGCAAUAAUCUUGACUUCAGCGAGCUUGCUUAGAGAAUCUGGUUAUAGAGAUCAGAAGAUUGUUACAAACUUGAGGGUUGGUGCUUCUAAUUAUUCGAUUGAAGUGUUGCUUCAAAACAAAGACUGCGCAGAAGGGAAAUUAGAACAUGUUAAUUUGCAUUACAAUGUCGCUCUGGUCAGUGUGAAGGAUUUUAGUGCUUGCCAACCAGUAAAAGUUGAAGAGCCGCGGCCUGAUUCUGGUGAAGUACUAGCUUUAGGGCGCUACUUCAGUUCGGGCAUACUGAUGGCUGAAAAAGGGCAAAGGCUGGGAUUGGAGGUCCCCUUCUUGAUCUUGAUGGGAAAUUUGUGGGCAUGA
This is a messenger RNA of Lolium rigidum, 624 nucleotides long. RefSeq lists its product as uncharacterized. NCBI's taxonomy places the organism in Eukaryota, Viridiplantae, Streptophyta, Magnoliopsida, Poales, Poaceae. The coding region runs from base 1 to 624 and encodes 207 amino acids. The record is from RefSeq and is a predicted model, not a curated record. The transcript has 5 exons.